AAUACUCCCUCUAUUAAUUUGCCGGUCUCUACGUGCAGAAAGCGAACGUGUAUUAUAACGUACCCAUAAUUAGUGAUAAAUUGACACGUAAGCUGCAUAAUAAAAUAGUUCCAAAAUGCAACAGAAAAAUAUUGUGCAUGGUCCAGCUGAUUCUCUUCCUCAAUUCAAAAAUUUAUCUAUAGGACAAUUACUUUUAAAUCAGUUAAACAUUCAUAGAUCUUGGGUAGCACAGAUAAAUGCUUACACAGGAAAAGAACAAACAUUUAAAGAUAUUUUGGAUGACAGUAGAAAACUAGCAAUUGCUCUCGAUAAGCAAGGAUUAAAAAAAGAUGAUCGUAUUGCUAUAUGCAGCGAAAACAAUACAGAAUUUUGUAUACCAAUGUGUGCUGCAUUUUAUUUAGGUGUUACUGUUUGUCCAUUGAAUCCACUCUAUUCGGAAAGAGAAUUGAAAUAUGCAUUAAACAUUACGAAACCAAAGUACAUUUUUAUAUCAGACAUUGCAAUGAUUAAUAUGCUCAAAGUUCAUCCUCAGUUAUAUUGGUUGCCAAAGUUAAUAAUGUUAACAGAAUCAAAAAAUAAUACAAUUCCCAACAUAAAGAAUUUAACAUUAGACAUAAUUAUUGAUAAUAAUUUCCACGCUUGUCCUAUUGAUGAUGAUCAUGUAACGGUGAUUCCCUACUCUAGUGGUACAACAGGAUUGCCAAAGGGAGUGAUGUUAACAAACAAAAACUUAUUAGCUGUAAUAAGAACUUUUGUAGUUUUAACACCUGAAAUAUUAAAUACUAAUGUAACAACAUUAGCUUUACUACCAUUUUUUCAUGCAUACUCUCUCUCUGUACUUCUUGUAAGACUUACAUUUGGGAAUAAGAGUGUCAUUUUACCACGUUUUGAAGAAAAUAUGUUUCUACGAACCAUAGAAAAAUAUAGAAUUGAAUAUAUAACUCUUGUACCACCUCUUAUGGUAUUUCUGGCAAAACAUCCUAUCGUGGAUAAAUAUGAUUUAUCCAGUGUUAAGGAUAUUUGGUGUGGUGCAGCACAUUUGUCAGAAAAUAUCACAAAAGUAGUUGCCAAAAGAUUAAAUAUAAAAAAUAUAAAACAAGGCUUUGGGUUAACAGAAACCACUCUGGCUGUACUUAUAUCACCAAAUAACAGUACGAAAUAUGGAAGUGUAGGGACACUGGUCCCAGGAAUUUCAGCAAAGGUAAUACCAAUAAACGGGGAUGAAUCAAAUGAAUCCCUAGGACCAAAUAAGAUUGGAGAAUUAUGUUUCAAAGGAGACUUGAUAAUGAAAGGAUACUACAAUAAUGAGAAAGCUACAACAGCCACUAUUGAUAAAGAUGGCUGGUUACAUUCAGGAGAUAUAGGGUAUUAUGAUGAACAGUAUUAUUUUUAUGUAAUAGAUCGUUUAAAAGAACUUAUUAAGUACAAAGGAUUUCAAGUUCCACCAGCUGAACUGGAAGCAUUGCUAUUAACAUAUCAUGGAGUUAAAGAUGCAGCGGUUAUUGGUAUACCGCAUGAAGAAGCAGGUGAAUUACCUGCUGCUUUCAUUGUUAAACAAGAUGGAUUUAAUAUAACAGCAGAAGACAUUAUUAAAUUUGUAAAUGAACGUGUAUCAAGUCACAAACGACUUCGAGGUGGUGUCAAAUUCGUGGACAGUAUUCCCAAAACUGCAUCAGGGAAAAUACUGCAUCGAGUUUUGCGCGAUACGUUCAAAUCAAAAUUGUAGAGUUCUGAUACUAAGAAGAAACAUUAUAAGUUUUAACUCUACAA
This is a messenger RNA of Nomia melanderi (Alkali bee), 1770 nucleotides long. RefSeq names its product luciferin 4-monooxygenase. Gene Ontology annotation, molecular function: CoA-ligase activity. NCBI's taxonomy places the organism in Eukaryota, Metazoa, Arthropoda, Insecta, Hymenoptera, Halictidae. The record is from RefSeq and is a predicted model, not a curated record.